Molecule: messenger RNA, 478 nt
Organism: Colletotrichum acutatum
Lineage: Eukaryota; Fungi; Ascomycota; Sordariomycetes; Glomerellales; Glomerellaceae
Exons: 1
Coding region: 132-302 (56 amino acids)
Source: RefSeq, a predicted model, not a curated record
UCUCUGCGGGCCGACAUCCCAGAAAGCCCAUCCCUGACACCUCCACCAACAUAUUUACCCGCCCAAUCGCAACUCGGGUCCUCUCGGAUAUCUGCGCGUUCAUCCUAGCCUGGUUUACCUUACCUCGGAUCAUGGAAACCUCACUCAACCUCACCUUUCCAGUUCUAACCCAAGCUUCUCUUUGGGGAAUGGGGAGCAUGACGCUAAGAGAAACGGCCACCUUUGACGAGCCUUUGAGGAACCAUCCUGCUCCGAUCCGACCACUCACCUCCCAGCCAGCCUCAUCCCGGCCGACGCCAUAGCAUGAUCGCCCGCUCUCCCGAUCGCGACGUUAUGCUUGAAGUGAAUAACAAAAGGUCCCCCCCUUCGUGCCCUGUAAUAGUUGUGCAACCCGAGGUAAGGUACACUUGCGCUAUGUGUUGUUCAGGGGUAGGCGAAGCUCCUGCUGUUCGUCAACAGACAUAUAAUUCGCUGAUGC